AUCGUAAAUUUGGUAAUCAAAACGCCUUUUAAAAUCAAAUAUAUUUGCUACUGUAACGAUGUUAGAUAAAAUUCUUUAUAAUACAGUAUUGUGUCAGGCAUAUUCUCCAUGUGGAAAGUAUUUAGUAGCUGGAAAUAUUUAUGGCCAAUUGGCGGUGUUUGACCUUGAUCGCAUUUUAAAUCCAGUUGUGGAAUUGCUUACUUCAGACUACAACAAACCCAAAUAUAAACAUAACCUAGAAUCUGGUAAUCAGAUAUGCAGCUUAGUGACUACAGAUAAAUUCUUGAUCAUUGGUACGGUCAAUGAAAUAUAUGGUUGGGAUUGGAAAGCAAUUUUGAGUGUUAAAUUGAGCAAACCAUCGUGGCAGAUCAAGAUAUCGUCCAAAACUUCUCUGGAAUACAUUGAUGUAAACAGUUUGUGGCUGUCAGAAGACCGAGAAAAGUUACUAGCUGGUUGUGGUGACAAUAACGUAUAUAUCUAUAAUUUGGAGGAUAGACGUCAAAUAUCUGUGCUGUCUGGCCAUGAUGAUUACGUACAUUCAGUGCAUGGAAAGAAUGAUCAGAUCAUCUCAUCUGGUGAAGAUGGUGCUGUACUACUAUGGGAUCUCAGGACAGCAAAAUCUCAUAACAAAAUAGAGCCCUAUAAAAACAAUAAAGUCAGCAGACCAGACCUAGGAAAAUGGGUGGGAUCUGCAUCUCUGAGUGACGACUGGAUUGUCUGUGGUGGAGGACCUCGUCUAGCUCUCUGGCAUUUAAGAUCUCUCGAUGUUACCACAGUAUUUGAUUUGCCGGAUCAUGGAAUACAUGUCUCUUACUUCCAUGAUGAUUGUGUCAUAGCCAGCGGAGCAGCUAAACAUUUGUAUCAACUAAGUUACUCAGGGGAGAUCAGAGUUGAGCUGCCCGUGUCAGCGACUACAGUGUAUUCAGCAGUUUUGAAGUCAAACCCCAAUGUAUUAGCAAUUGCAGGCUCCAGCCCGGAAAUUGAUUUGUGCACUUCAUUUAACUAUAGGGAUCAAAUUCUACAUUUUCGAUAGGGUAAGUUAUCAUAUUUAACCAUCUUAUGAAGGAGAAAUACUGUGGUUUUAAAUAAAGAGAACAG
Messenger RNA from Chilo suppressalis (striped riceborer), 1098 nucleotides. NCBI's taxonomy places the organism in Eukaryota, Metazoa, Arthropoda, Insecta, Lepidoptera, Crambidae. The record is from the annotation of a GenBank genome assembly.